Messenger RNA from Brugia pahangi, 581 nucleotides. The record is from the annotation of a GenBank genome assembly. Lineage: Eukaryota; Metazoa; Nematoda; Chromadorea; Rhabditida; Onchocercidae.
AUGGAUAAAGUAGAUCAAUAUUUUUAUAGUAAAAUGUCGUCAAAACCAAUUGAAUGGCUUGUUCAGAAAAGUCGGAAGGAAAAGAAGCGAAACUUGAAGAAGAAAAUAAGAAGUGGAACAAAAACGACGAGGAAUGAUGAUCAAACAAAAGAGAGAAAUAUCUUCUAUUGAGUGCAUAGACGAGUGCUAACAACGGAGCUGCACGGGAAAGCAAAUCUUACAGUACGGAUGGAAUUAAAAAGCUUGUUGGAAGUAUAUUUAAUGAUCUGAAAAAACACAUUUUGUUGGCGCUCCUGUCUACCAUUCACAAGCAAUGUCAUUUUUCUGCCAUUUCAAAGAGGAAAGAACCCAGUCUUCCACAUAUCAGAGCUGACGUGGUGCAGAGACGGAUGGUUGUGGUUGUGGUUGUAGUUGUGGUGAUGGGUGGCGGUAAUGGCGCUUGUGGUAGUGGUGCUAUAGCGCUGUACACUAUAGCAACGCAGCAUCGGAGCUGUUCCGCUGAUGCAUUUACAAUUCUCUCUUAUCUGUCAUCAUUUAUUUAUUGUAUUUAUUAUAAAUGUAAACAUCGACUGACCGUCUGA